AAUUAAAUGCACUAAAUUGUAAUGAUGGUUGCGUGUGGUUUUGCUUGAGUGUAGCGUAGUUGGGUGACUCAAAAUGUGGGUCAUUCUGAACAUCUCCAUCUAUCUGAUUUUUAAUUUUAUUAUGUCAGCUUCAAUACUCGGAUCAAACACCUGUCAGCUCCAGGGACACUUCAGAUUGAAUGAAAUGUACCAUGAUGGAGAUGUUAUACUUGGCGGCCUGUUUGAGGUUGACUUCCUCACAGUGUUCCCAGAUCUGGACUUCAAAACAGAGCCAGAACCACCAUACUGUGUGCAAUUUGACAUGGAAAGCUUCCAGCAGGCUCAAACCAUGGCUUUUGCAAUUGAUGAAAUCAAUAAAAAUCCAAAUCUUCUGCCAAACAUCACUCUUGGUUACCAUCUAUUUGACAACUGUGUGAUGCUAGGAAUGGCAUUUCGGGCUGCCAUAUCCAUGGCUAGUGGAACAGAAGAGUUCUUCAAUAACAUCAACUGCACUGGCCCACCCCCAGUGAUUGGAAUCGUUAGUCACUAUGCCACCUGCUCCUGUUUGAGUGACAGAAAAAAGUACCCCUCUUUCUUCAGAACGAUUCCCAGUGAUGCCUUCCAGGUCCGUGCUAUGGUUCAGAUCUUGAAAUAUUUUAGAUGGACUUGGGUUGGUCUCAUUUACAGUGAUGAUGACUAUGGAGUUUAUGCGGCUCAGUCCUUCCAGCAAGAAAUGCAGCUGUUUGGAGGUUGUGUUGCUUUUUCUGAAGUUUUACCCCAUGAUAACAACCUCGAAGAUAUUAAGCACAUAACCAAAAUGAUUCAGGCCUCUACAGCUAGAGUGAUAGUUGUUUUUUCCACUCCUUCCUUUUUGAUACCUUUGAUUGAUGAGUUGGUGUUGCAGAACAUGACAGACAGGCAGUGGAUUGCAAGUGAAGCUUGGGCUACCUCUUUUGUACAUCACAGUCCACGUUUACUGCCCUUUCUGAAGGGCACACUUGGCAUUGCUAUUAGGCGUGGGGAGAUUCAGGGACUUUAUGAAUUUCUGCUACGUCUCCAACCUACAAAUGAUCCAAAAAACAAUAUGAUCAGAAUAUUCUGGGAAAUCAUGUUUGGGUGCAAUUUUGAAACUGGGGGUAAAAAGAAUAGUGGAGAUCAAGUCAUAAAUAUAUGUACAGGACAGGAGGAUCUGAGAACCACAAAAACACCAUACACAGAGGUUUCAGAGCUACGAGCGUCUUACAAUGUCUAUAAGGCAGUUUAUGCCCUGGCACAUGCGCUUAAUGACUUGAUGCAGUGUGAGGACGGAAGAGGACCAUUCAGUGUAAACAGCUGUGCUGACAUAACAAAUUUAAAACCCUGGCAGCUGGUUCAUUACCUACAGAAUGUCAACUUUACCACAGACUUUGGGGAUCAUGUGUCAUUUGACAAGAAUGGAGAUGCUUUGGCCAUCUAUGAUGUCCUGAACUGGCAGCCGAGCUCUGACGGCUCAAUAAGGGCCCAAACAGUUGGUGUAGUAAAUGAAGAGGUUGCAACAGGGAUGGUGCUUACACUGGAUGAGGAUGCAUUAUAUUGGAACUUUGAGUCAAAAAAACCCCCAAGUUCUGUGUGCAGUGAGAGCUGUGCACCAGGCACUAGGCUUGCCACGAUUAAGGGCUUGCCGGUUUGCUGUUUUGACUGCCUCCCAUGUGGAGAUGGUGAGAUUUCAAAUAUAACAGGUGCAGUUGAAUGCACAAUGUGUCCAGAUGAGUUUUGGUCUAAUUUAGAUAAGGACCAAUGCAUUCCCAAAGAAGUAGAGUUUCUGUCCUAUGAGGAUCCUCUGGGCAUCUCUCUGACCACUGCUUCCCUCCUUGGCACCUGCUUCUGUGUUCUUGUGAUGUUUGUAUUUGCUGUUCAUCGUAAUACGCCUAUAGUAAGGGCCAACAAUUCAGAGCUCAGUUUCCUGCUGCUUUUGUCACUAAAAAUGUGUUUCCUGUGUGCGCUGCUGUUUAUUGGCCAGCCCCAGUUAUGGACGUGUCAGUUAAGACAUGUUGUGUUUGGCAUAAGCUUUGUCCUAUGCAUUUCCAGCAUUCUGGUCAAGACUAUGGUGGUAAUAGCUGUAUUCAAGUCAUCUCGACCAGAGAGCAAAGGUGCUAUGAAAUGGUUUGGAGCAGUUCAACAAAGAUGCACAGUUCUGGUAUUGACAGCAAUACAGGUUGUGAUAUGUGCAGUCUGGCUAUCAACUGCCUCACCCGCACCCCAUAAAAACAACCAAUAUAUCCGCUCUAAAAUAGUUUACGAAUGUGCCAUUGGCUCAGUGGCUGGUUUUUCAAUGUUAUUAGCAUACAUUGGACUUUUGGCAGCAGUAAGCUUUCUUUUAGCCUUCCUAGCAAGAAAUCUUCCAGAUAAUUUUAAUGAAGCUAAGUUUAUUACUUUUAGCAUGUUGAUCUUCUGUGCUGUAUGGAUUGCAUUUGUUCCAGCAUAUGUGAGCUCUCCAGGAAAAUACGCAGUGGCUGUGGAAAUAUUUGCCAUUUUAGCUUCCAGUUUUGGAUUACUGCUGGCCAUAUUUGCCCCUAAGUGCUACAUCAUCCUUUUACAUCCAGAGAGAAACACUAAAAAGGCAAUUAUGGGAAAAGAAGCACAAAAUACAUAGUUUUGAAUUGCUAUGGUGUGAAAUUGCUUAAUCGUAUUGACACAUCCCUAUCAUUUUUUGUUUAAUCUUACUAAAAUAAGCACAAUGCAAAAACGAGUUUCAAAAAUGUUUCAGCUGAUUUACACACAUAUAUAAAAAGAUCAGAUUCUUUAAGCCAAUUUUCAUUAUAGUAAGGGUGUGUUCAUGCAUGAAUAAAUCAAUAUUUAUCUACAAUUUUUUUUGUUAACACUUGAUACCAAUUACUACAUGUGUGAAAAUAAAAUGUAUAAAUAAUUUAAAUAUUCUGAAUGUUCUCAGAAACCACCAACUACUCUUAAGUAACUGGUUUAUAAAUAACGCACCACUUGAUUUAGUAGUAAAAAUAUUGAUGACAAAGUAUGACAAUACAAUCAUUAAUCAUGUCCUUGUAAGUCAAGAAUAUAGCAUCUAUAUCUGUAGUUUUAAACCACUUACUAACAUAUCAAUGUGGAAUCAAUGCUUAGGAAAUUAUGAAUAAACUAUUUGCUAAUGCCUAAUAAAUAUGUCAUAGUUAUUAGUCUUUUUAAAGUUUUUUCAAACUAUAUUUUUGUUAUACUUAGAAGGAGAGAGUGAGCGACAAUGUGUGCUGCUGAUAUGUUUAUAUACCAUCACCACCACUAUAUUUGGUUACUGUUAUUCUAUUUAAAUCGUCAUAAAUGCUGUCAUUUUUCAAUUCAAUUUCAGUUGAAUUAAUGUUUACUUCUACAUAUGUUUUUGCAAUGUAGAUUGUGACAAAACAGCUUAAUAUAGAUGAAGUUCUAGUAAAUAAAAACUGCUUCAGUUCAGUUGUCAGUUAAAGUUGAGUUUAGUUCAGUAUAAUGUAAAUGUAUGCUGAAAUCUGAAACACUGAAGAACAACUCCAUCAACGCACAGCUCCACUAGUCCCAAACCAAGCAAGACAGUGGUGAGGACCAAACUUUACCAACUGAUAUAAGUGAAAGAAAAAAAAAACAAACAAGAAAAUACAGGCUCAUGACCAUUACUUUUCUGGUCAUACGUCUUGUACAGUGCUGCAAAGAAGGUGCCAGAGGGUAUGAAUGUAGAUUCCGUUCAAAUUAUAAUAACUUUUAUUGUAAUUAUUUCAUUUUAUUUACACAUGCAAGUAUGGAUUGUUUAUAUAUAUAGUAUAUUAAUAAUAUUAUUAAUAUUAGGUGGAUAAAAAAACAACUAUAUGUCACCGUUUGCUACAUAAGCAGCAAUACUUUGAACAGGUUAACUCAUUCAUCUAUAAGUAAGUUUACAUGAACCAUCUUAUGUUUAAUAUUGCUAUUAAACUUUUUCUCAUGUUGACCUAAA
This is a messenger RNA of Danio rerio (zebrafish), 3925 nucleotides long. The record is from RefSeq and is a predicted model, not a curated record. NCBI's taxonomy places the organism in Eukaryota, Metazoa, Chordata, Actinopteri, Cypriniformes, Danionidae.